UGUAGGAAUGCCCACAUGCAGGAACGGCCACAUGCAAUCACAAAUUGAUUAAAGUUGGACAAUUCCAUAAAAUUCUUGAAAAACUAGUAGGUUGCUAGAAAGAGUAGAGUAUUAAACAUAGCUGCUAAUUUGUCAGAAAAAAUAUGAAAUUCUAUGGGAGCUUGUGUGACACACACACACACAGUGGACAGAGGCUGAGAGCACUGUGAGUUCAUUUAGGAUAUGUGAACUGGCUCAUUGACACUGAAUAGAGGUGGAGUUGCUGUGCUCCCCCCCUCAGCAGUGACACUCUCUCUGCCAUGGCCUCCUGUAUCACUGCCCACAAGGGCUGGUUUGGUGAGAGGGGGGUUCACCAGGGGGUUGGGCUGGACAUCCUCUUCAGUGGCAGGGACUUUGACACAACAGAUCUGUACUCCCCAAAUGACACUAAACAACCUCAGGAUGCCAAGUCACACUAUGCCUGUCCCAGGGCCACCCAGAGGUCCCUGCAUGGCUGGGGAACAUACAGCCCCCCUCCACAGAUAUCCAGCCCCAGCACUGAGAGAAGAGGGGGGGCAUCCUCUUCUGCCAGGCCUGUCUCCCUCAACCAGUGCCAGGGCUACCAUGCCCACACCCUGCCCCUGCCCCGCAGAGCCCUGGCUGUCUUCAGACCCAGUGUCUACAGCAGCACUCAGGGAUUUAAGACUACCACAGUGGACAAACCUCGCAUGCUCAGAGCCACUAUCAGAUCCCGCCCCUCGAACCCUAACCAGUCUGGCCGACAGCAGAGCCAGCACCAGAGCCAGGACCAGCACCAGAGUCAGCCUUUCCAGCACCAGCAGCAGCCCAGACCAAACCAGCAGCAGCACCAGCGAAGCCUAAGCCCCAAGCUUCUCUACCAACCAAUCCUUCAUCCCAAGCCGGUCUACCAGCCAAGCCUCAGUCCCACUCUUCCAGUCUAUAGGAGACUCACAACCUGGCAGCACAAGGACAACACCAACAUAGACAGCAACACCAUCAAGACCAACAACAGCUCUCACAGUAACAGCAUCAAGAGACAGGUGGACAUGACGUCCCAGAACGUGUUUAGUCAGCCAGGUGUCCUGGCCUCGCUGCGGGGACCUUCCUCUCCGCGACAGACCCGCAAGACAACAAAUCUAGAGGAGGAACUGAGGAGGCUCAUCAUAAUGGACAACACAUCAGAGGAAUCAGGGAGGGAUGCAUACUGCCGUCAUAGCUUCUCUACAGAGAUCAGUCUAGGCAGUGGUCCCAUGGACUACAGUCUGGCCUGUUCCCCAGUGUCUGACUGCUCAGAGUUGGCGGGGCUGGAGGACCUGUCUGCCUCAGAGCUGUCCCUGACAGAGGUCUGGGGCUCUGGGCACAACCCCCUACCGGACCCUGCAGGGAGCCUGAAGUGGAGCAACCUGGUCAACGGUGCCAAGGCCUAUGAGGCACAGAGGACAGUGGAGCUCAUUCCCCCCAGUAAGCCCAUGAAGCAUGGAUCAAAGGGUGGACCCACGGCUUGCCCACCCAAUUACUACCUUCCUCAGGACUACAAUUUCCAGCCUGUAAUAAGAAGUGAAGUGCCCAGUGAUCUGUCUGAUAGACUUCACCACCUGGAGGUGCUGCUGAGACACUUGGAGAGCAACCUGGAAAAGGAGAAGCAGGACAGGAUAGCCCUGAUGGGUGAAGUGACGAUUCUGAGGGAGACCAACCAGCGCCUGUGGGAGGAGUCUAUUUCAUCCAAUGAAAAGCUUAGUAAACUCAGCCUGUUGUUCAACGUGGCCCCAGGAAUGGUGCCUAGAGAGAGAGAAUGACCAACAACACUAAGAGGAGAGAGGGAUAACUUGAACAGAGGGGUGGAGGACUGUCUGCAAAAUGUGAUCAGAGAAUGAGGAUAUAUAAACUAUAAAAAAUAAACGUCCUCCCACUGUCAACUGUGUUUAUUUUCAGCAAAAUUAACAUGUGUAAAUAUUUGUAUGAACAUAACAAGAUUCAACAACUGAGACAUAAACUGAACAAGUUCCACAGACAUGUGACUAACAGAAAUGGAAUAAUGUGUCCUUGAACAAAGCGGAAAUCACACAUUGUCAUGCUGGAGGGUCCUGUCAGGAUGAGCCUGCAGGAAGGGUACCACAUGAGGGAGGAGGAUGUCUUCCCUGUAACGCACAAUAUUGAGAUAGCCUGCAAUGACAAAAAUCUCUGUCCGAUGACGCUGUGACACACCGCCCCAGACCAUGACGGACCCUCCACCUCCAAAUCGAUCCCACUCCAGAGUACAGGCCUCGGUGUAACGCUCAUUCCUUCGACGAUAAAUGCGAAUCCGGCCAUCAACCCUGGUGAGACAAACUGUGACUCGUCAGUGAAGAGCACUUUUUGCCAGUCCUGUCUGGUCCAGCGACGGUGGGUUUGUGCCCAUAGGCGAAGUUGUUGCUGGUGAUGUCUGGUGAAUACCUGCCUUACAACAGGCCUACAAGCCCUCAGUCCAGCCUCUCUCAGCUUAUUGCGAACAGUCUCGCACUGAUGGAGGGAUUGUGCGUUCAUGGUGUAACUCAGGCAGUUGUUGUUGCCAUCCUGUACCUGUCCCACAGGUGUGAUGUUCGGAUGUAUCGAUCCUGUGCAGGUGUUUUUACACUUGGUCUGCCACUGCGAGGAUGAUCAGCUGUCCGUCCUGUCUCCCUGUAGCGCUGUCUUAGGCGUCUCACAGUAUGGACAUUGCAAUUUAUUGCCCUGGCCACAUCUGCAGUCCUCAUGCCUCCUUGCAGCAUGCCUAAGGCACGUUCACGCAGAUGAGCAGGGACCCUGGGCAUCUUUCUUUUGGUGUUUUAGAAAGGCCUCUGUAGUGUCCUAAGUUUUCAUAACUGUGACCUUAAUUGGCUACCGUCUGUAAUCUGUUCCACAGGUGCAUGUUCAUUAAUUGUUUAUGGUUCAUUGAACAAGCUUGGGAAACAGUGUUUAAACGAUCUACAAUAAAGAUCUGUGAAGUUA
This is a messenger RNA of Oncorhynchus keta (chum salmon), 2967 nucleotides long. RefSeq lists its product as uncharacterized. Bases 300 to 1796 code for a protein of 498 amino acids. The record is from RefSeq and is a predicted model, not a curated record. The transcript is spliced from 8 exons. NCBI's taxonomy places the organism in Eukaryota, Metazoa, Chordata, Actinopteri, Salmoniformes, Salmonidae.